This is a messenger RNA of Leptosomus discolor (cuckoo roller), 1468 nucleotides long. The record is from RefSeq and is a predicted model, not a curated record. NCBI's taxonomy places the organism in Eukaryota, Metazoa, Chordata, Aves, Leptosomiformes, Leptosomidae.
GUGCCCUGACAGAAGUGGGACCAGAGGAAGAGGAAGAUGCUGAAUCUCCCUGGGAUUCUGAGCUGAAGACUCCUGAAUCUGUUUUGGAAAUGGAUGAAACCUCUCCUAAAAAAAGGCAGCAGAAAUCAGAUCUGUUGGAGGAAUUUGGUUUAGGAGAUGCAGAGGAUAUCGAAGAUGAGUACUCGAGAUCUACCUUUCCUAUGUCGUCAUCAGCUGAAAAAGAUGACAUCAAGGAAGCCAUUGAAAACUGUGGGGUGCAGGAUAAAUACAUUUUAGAAACUACCAACUUGAUAGAAAAAACAGCAUGUGAAAAUCAGACUGACAAAGCAGAAAUUUCACAUCAGGAAGCCCUAGCAGAAAAUGAGGACUCGCACAGUGCUGGCAAGCAGUUAAGCCCAAAACCUUGGGAAGAAAGAUACGAAAGAAUGUGGGUUGAAAAAGAGAAAAGGGAAUUGAAAACAAAUUUUAAAAACAUUACAGCAGAGCUGAAGCAGCUGUUUGGUGAAAUUAAUGAAACUAGGAGAACUACUUCCGCUGUGGAAGAAGUGUCAGAAGAUGGCUUCAGUGAAGAAUUGAAGAGUUCUCAUGUUGUUCCAUCUCAUGCAACAGAAUCAAGUACUAAGAUAGAAAGUAAAGGUGAAUUUGGAGAUAUUAAACUUAUGCUAGGUGGGAAGAAACCCAAAAUGGAAAUCGUAAUUCCGAGCCUUGGUGUACUUCCUGAUCGAAAUAACCUAAAUGCAGACAUGGAAGAUACAUGGAGCACAGAUGAAGAAGAUGGCACAAACGAUACAGAUAAUACAAAAGUGCCUCUAGCAAAAGGAGAGGAAAAGAAAACGUCCACUCUGGAAAAGAAUGAAAAUGGGAGUAGUACAAAUGGAGAGGCAAGUCCUGAAUACUCUCUGAGACGUAGCUUAAAAACAAAUAUUUUGGAUGACAGUAAUAUUCUUCCUAAAAUAAGACGUGUUUCUACAAGCGCUGAAAAUGCACUUUUUGUAACAGAAGGUAAACUUGGAAAAGCCUCUGCAUUUAAUGAUGAUGUUCCCAGGGAGUGCCUUACUGACAGUAACAAAAUAAGAGAAACAGCAGUUGUCAGUCUUUUUGCAAAUGCUCAGCAAUCAUGUGACAUGCUGAAAAGGAACCUUGAUGAAGAACUGAAACAAGAUAUGGAAAGAUUUAAGAGUAAGGUAGGAAUGCUGCAAAUAGCAUUCCUGGCUUUGGAGCAAGAGAAGGUUGAGAAGGAGAAAAGCAAGGAAAGAUGUUUCAAAACGCAGGCGGUGGCAAAACAGGAAGAUCUUGAUAAAUUGAAUAUACUGGCAGGCAACGUUACUAAUCAGCAAAUGAAACAAAAGCUUACUGGGAGGGAGGAUGACUGCUUGAAAAUGGAGAUCGAAAACUCUACAGCAGAAAAAGACAAAAAGAGCUUUUCGUCUGAGGAGAGAUCAAAAUUGAUUCAAUUGCCGAUGAAAGG